Molecule: messenger RNA, 927 nt
Organism: Gastrolobium bilobum
Lineage: Eukaryota; Viridiplantae; Streptophyta; Magnoliopsida; Fabales; Fabaceae
Exons: 2
Coding region: 1-927 (308 amino acids)
Source: RefSeq, a predicted model, not a curated record
AUGGAAAUUGGUACUGACGAUCAGAAAUCACCGACGGACGAUGACGAUUCAAGGGCUUCGAGAGGUUGUCUUCUCUCGGAGCAGGAAGGUCUGGCUAGAGGCGGUAAGAAGGCCAAAGGCGUUGGGCUGGAGGACGCGGCCAUGGAUGAUGAGAUGCUUGAGGAAGGUGGUGCGGGGGCAGAUCCGGUUACCCCCCCGAUGUGGAUCUGGGCGGGAGUAGAUGAUGAGGAGGAGAACUGGAUCUCGAAGCAAAAGAGAGAGGAUGAGGAAGCAGAUCUGCUGGAGGGGAUUUCCAAGAAAGGGCCUGAUGAUCCCCUUUUCCCCAGGUACACUUUCUCCUUGGAAGAGCAUAAGAGGGACUGUGAGCAAUGGCGGAAGGCACUUAUCAUCAAGCUUCUUGGGAAGCGUAUGGGGGUAAGAUUCCUUAUGGCCAGAUUAGUUAGACAGUGGAAUCUGUUAGGAACGUAUGAGGUCAUUGAUUUAGACAAUGGUUACUUGCUGUUGAGGUUCCUAGAGGACAGUGACUAUCGUCAUGUCUUAGAGGAUGGUCCGUGGCUAGUCAAUGAUCACUAUGUGGUCGUUCAGAGAUGGAUGCCUUUAUUCGAUCCCUAUGACGAAAGCUUCAAGAAGCUAGCGGUCUGGCUUCGGAUUCCUGGGUUGCCGAUUGAGUUGUAUACGGCUCGACAUCUUUGGAGGAUUGGGAAUUUCUUUAGGCGUACCCUGAAGGUGGACAGAAACUCUUUGAGGAAGAGUGAAAUUGGGGAUGCUGUGAUCACAGAUAGAGCGCGCUUUACUUGGAUUUGUGUGGAAGUCGACUUGCGGAAGAGUUUUCUCUCUAAGUUCAUGAUUGGUGAAAAAGUGUAUCCAGUUGGUUAUGAGGGUUUGCACUUAAUCUGCUUCAACUGUGGGUUGUAUGGUCAUAGAUAG